Bombina bombina (fire-bellied toad) is the source of this 5745-nucleotide messenger RNA. RefSeq names its product A-kinase anchoring protein 11 (gene AKAP11). The transcript has 12 exons. Gene Ontology annotation, biological process: intracellular protein localization. Gene Ontology annotation, cellular component: cytoplasm. Bases 132 to 5684 code for a protein of 1850 amino acids. Lineage: Eukaryota; Metazoa; Chordata; Amphibia; Anura; Bombinatoridae. Gene Ontology annotation, molecular function: protein kinase A binding. The record is from RefSeq and is a predicted model, not a curated record.
UUUAUAAUAUGCUGCUGUCUUGUAAUGCAUUUUCCAUGAUGUCUGGGCCCUCCCACAUCCCAGGUGAAAGAAAAAUGCAGUAGUUAAUCAGACUGAUGUUGCUAGGCUGAAUAUUCAUAACAUCUUAAAUCAUGGACAUUUGCACAAGAAACCAAGGCUGCCAAAUGAAGCCUAAAAUAGCUGUCAAAAAAGAAAAUUUUAGUGAAAAUUUACUGAACUCUGUGAAGUCAUUGCUACAAAGCCGGAAGGAACUUUGCAGUAUCUCAGCCAGCGAGUGUGUAAAUGAUGGGAUGAAAAGAAGUGUUACUGAGAUUAUGUUUCUUGGCCUCUCUGAGGAAUCUGGAGCUGCACAUGUUCAGGAUUUAGCUGCUUUGCAUGUGGACCUACCUGAAUUGAUAAGAUCGUUUCACCUCUGCAGUCUAAAUGAAGAUGAAGUUAUUUUGAUGAAUGAUGGAAGAGAAAAUACCAAAUUCUCUGGAACACAGGGAUGUUUUCCUGGUAUAGUGUGUGUGAUGACAACAUCUGCAAAAUCCCCAUAUUUAAAAAAUGAUUCCUUAUUUAUCCUCCUAAGCAAAUACACCAGAGGAAUAAGAUAUACAUUGGAGCAGCACUGCUUAAAGAAAAUGAAUACAAAUAUCUCUCAUAAUGAGGAUGAUGAUACCAAUCAAUCUGUUUCUUCAAUUGAGGAUGAUUUUGUUACCGCUUUUGAGCACUUAGAUGAGGAAGAGUCCGUACCUACAAAUGAAAACCUGGGAGAAUGCGGUUUCAUAAGACAUCAACGAGAUGCUGCUUCACAAACACAGCCUUCUCAUUAUCUUGAUAUCAGUGGGUCAAAAAUUAUAUUUAGCUCAGUGCGCCGAAGAUCAUCUAUAAAAGCUGCAACAUUAAUGAAUUUCAUGGGUAUUCCUGACCUGCAAGUUAAGAAUACUGUUACCACUUCUAUAUAUGAUCCCUGGAAGAAAAUUAACAUUUCUGGCCAACACAAGAAAAUAUUCACACACUCCUCUGCUGAGUCUUCAGAUUCUGACUGUUCAAGUCCAAGCCCUGUCAUUUUCUUAGAUGAAGAAGGGUAUCAAAAAAGCAUGAAAGCAAAACUUAACUUGCCAAAAAUUCCUGUUGUCAAAGAUGGUAUUGAAGAUUCUGACUCAGAAUUAAGUGAGUUUUUUGAUAGCUUUGAUCAGUUUGAUGACCAAGAACCAUUUUUAGAAAAUAGCAGUAAACCUCAUCAAACAUCCGUUCUGGUCAGCCCACCUAAAAAGAAAAAAUGUACACAUGGACAAAUUACAACUGCUGCUAUGAAUCCUCAGAAGUUUAAGUCGGACUGUCCCACACUGCUAGCUAAUGUAAGAAAGCCAACCCCUCGUAAACCAGAAUCUCCAUAUAGUAACAUAUGUACUGCUCCUGAUUCACCCCGUCCAGUAAAAACAUCCAAUAAUGAUACCGGCACUUUAUUUAGUACAAUUAGCUCAUCUGCUUUUAGUCCACUAGGUAUUACAACAACGGCUGAGUGCUUUUAUCAUGUGGAUAAUAAUGAAGAUGUUGCUUCAAAGAAAGAUAAUUCUUAUGCUGCUUAUAGUGAAUAUGCUAAUCGUGUAUGCACUGAAAUGUUCAACUCUCUAUUAAGCUCUAACCCUUCUACUAAGCUUGCUGUAACAAAAAAAGAGGAGAAAACUGCAAAACUUGCUAGAAAAUCUUGUAACAAAGAGACUGAGCGAAAACUGAAAUUCAAGCAAAAAACAGCUAAACUUGGCAUUCAGAAAUUUGCUACUGAGUUGGUUGAAAAAAGUUUUGGUAAUGCAUUUAAAGAUCUGCAAAAAGGUGUUACGACUUGUACAAGUGCCCUGUGUCAUUUAGCUGCUAGGUUAACGUCCUACGUAUUUCAAAUGGCUUUUUAUGAAAUUGGAAGGAGGCAAGCAUUUUCAAUAAAGAAACGGGCCAUUAAUAGUUUAGCAAACCUUAUGGUCAGUGAAGUUAUAACAAGUGCUCUGCAAGAUCUACGGUUUAUAAAGAAACAGAUGAUUACUAAUGCUGUUACCCGCUUUGCUGCAGACCUUGCAGAGGAACUUGUUUUUGAAGGUAUUAUGGAAGUGUGCCAGUUUUCCCAUCCUCCAACCCCAACAGUUUCCUCUUGUCAGAAUUUUGAUUAUGAAAAUGUUGUAGUUAGUUCUUAUGCAAAAGAUUUGUCAGAAUCUGUGAUUCAAGAAGCAUUCAUUGAGUUAUCCCAGGUGAAUGUGACUUUUACAACUCAAGCGGCCAUCAGUGUUUCCAUGGACAACCUAAAAUAUGUAAGUUCAGAAGGCAUGAUGCAGUCUGCACAAACAUCUGCUACAUUUCCUAAUAUGAAGGAUAGGAUUUAUAUACCCUAUAAUGUAGGACAUGAGUCAAAAAAAGAUUACAAUAUGCAUCAUGCUUUGUUCUUUACUUCAGGUCUUAUAAGUUCUAUUCCCGUUCCUGUUGCUGCUAAGGUACUUAGUGAAAAACGAUCUUCACUGACAGAUGGCCUAUAUAAUAAUGAUGGUGAAAAUGUUAAUACUUCCACAAAAAGAACAGAUGGAGGGUCACAUGAUAGACUUACUACUAAUAGCCAACUAAUGCAGCAUUCUUCUGCUUUGGAAGGCUGUGAUGACUUUAAUCAUAAGGUUAUUAAACCCUUCUCUACCUCGAUGGUGGAUAUAAUUGUAAAUGAAGCAUAUGAAGUUAUGACUUCCUCCAAAGUAACAAGAGCUACAGAAAAAAAGGUAACAAAAAAAGUUAUUGAUAUUCCAACCAAACAGGACAUUUUGAAUGAGAAAUCGUUAACCAAUCAUUUUGCAGAUGAGUUAGCCAGCUGUAUGUUGCAACAUUCCGUUGAUGAAAUUGCAGGUAUGAAUUUAAAUAAAUGUGUAACAGCUAGUGACUUGUUACCUGUCAUGGUUGAAAAAAAUAAAUCUUCAGAGCUAGACUCUAAAAUACUUAAAUAUGGAGCAACUUUGACAGAACAUCAUCUGGUUAACAAAUCUCCCUCAUCUCCAGAAUACACUCAGAGGUCCUUCUUAUCUAAAAUACAUUCUGAACAAGAAUGUAGUGAUAUCAACUCCUCAUUCUCAAGCGUUUCCAUAAAAGGUUUGCAUUUUUCAGCUAACAAAAUAAAUUCAGAAGGACCAUCUACAUCCGUAUAUGGGGAUAUGCCAGUUUCAUCAAUGUUUGGUUUUCAAAGCUGUCUUUCGCAUAUAAAUAGUUUUUCCUCAGCAAUGUGUAGCUGUAAUGGCAACUUCUUCAUUGAUGAUAAGGCAAGUCAAAGAUAUGCAAAUGGAAUUUUCCUACCUGGAACUCCACCACCAACUCCAUUAGCAUGUAAUGAAAUAAGUCCUGAAAGAAGCUUUAAAAAGCUUAGCAGGAAACUUAAAGGACAGUUGGCAAAAGAGUUUUAUCCGGCAACCCCACCCUCUACUCCCCAUCUAUCAGCUUUUGAACCUGACUGUAUGAAGAAAGAUGAGUUCAUGCUAAAACUGAUGAGAUCACUAUCAGAAGAAGUGGAGAGCUCCAGCAGCGAUGAUAAUUUUGAAGACUUUGAAAUUUCUGAAGAAACAUCGCAGUAUGCUGAUUAUUUAUCUACUAAUAUCAUAUCAAUUGCUACUGAAAUGGCAGCUUACUGUUUACAUGAUAAAUCCCUCCCAGGAGCAGUAGUAAAAAAUACAUCUUUGUUAAGUACCCUGAGUGAUAAAUGGGGAUACCCGGCAUACAUGAUGAAUUUAUCUGAAGGAACUUUAGAUACACUGUGCAGAUAUGCAAGUGGAGUUGCAGGAGAAGUCAUUAAUGAUGCAAAGAAAGUCGUUGGCAAGAGACAAACUACAUUAGUAAACAAAGUAAAAUGUGAUGUUGGUUAUUGUCAAAGACGGAAUGUCAUAGAUUAUAGUCAAAAAGAAAAAGGAUGUGCAUUUACAUGUAUGAGCUUUAAAGAAGAAGAUCCUAUCAAUCUCUUGUUGCCUCAAAGUAAUUAUUCAAUUGGUUUGACUUCAAAAUAUCCAAGUUGUGAAAGUGUGACAGAAGAGUAUGCAGACCACAUUAUACGGGUGCUGCAAAUGGAAGGGGGAAACAGUGAGUUGAUUAUCGAUCAGUAUGCUAGCAGAUUAGUUUAUAGAGCUAUAAAGUCUGGUCUACAGCAGGCUUCUAAAAAAAAUAAACAAAAAUGCAAUAAGAGAGUUGUCCCUCAUAUAAAUUCCGAAGCUAAUAGUACACAGGAAAUACUGAGACUUCUCAACAGGACACACAAGAAAGAAAAAGGCAGGUCAAUUAAAAACAAAUCCGCAAUUCAGUCAUAUAGUGAGGAAUCCUCUGUAGAUGGAAGAGAUGUGUUGAGACCACAGUUCACAGGCUUAUUACAUUUUGCAGAAUCUCUUGCAAACACCAUAACCUGCGAUGUAAGACAAAAACUUAAAAUAUCAGCUGCCUCUCUUCCUAAAUCACUGACUGAUUCUUGUCUGUAUACAAAAUCAAAAACUGAAGAUGUAACUGACAUUGUCAAAACGACUUACUCCAGCACUCUCAUUCCAUUUUCACAGAAAGAUAAACGGUAUCACAGCACCGGCAGUUUAAAUGAGCAUGGACUUAAUGAGGGUAUUAUGCAAGCAAUUGAGCAGUAUGCAUGCAAAGUUGUUGAUAAAACCUUAGAAUUUAGCAUGGAGACGGCAAGGCUUCAAGCUGUGGCAAAUAGAAAGAAAAUAGAUAAAACUCCAUAUUCAGGAAAACUUGUACAUACAUAUGGAACAGCUUGUAAGCUUUGCAGUGCAAAAGAGCAAAAUAAUUCAAUGUCGUCAUCUUGUCAUUUCUUGUUGGGACAUGAAGCCUCGAAAAAAAAUAAGCAGUGUUCAAAGUCUAAAUUCAAUUCCUCUAAAAAAACAAGAGUUUUACAUCUUAAUGUGCCCAAAAUUCAAAUUGAUAUUGAUAAAAGAACAAUAUUUGCUGAGAAAAUAGUUAGUGCUGCUAUUGAGAAAGCAGAACGUGAACUUAGCAACACAAGUUUAGCUGCUGACAGUGGGAUCGGGCAUGAUGGUUCCAGUUUUGCCGAAAGUCUGUCUACAGAAGUAAUGCUUCCUGCUAUGAAGAACCUUGGCCAUGUUGCUAACACGAGCAGCUCUAAUGGAAAAGAUGCAGAAUCUGUUACCAGUCAACAUACUAAUGUCAGCGUGUGUGAUGAGAGCACUGGGAGCUGGUCUAAUCUGAGUUUUGAAGAUGAACAUCAAGAUGAGAGCAGCAGUUUCCUACAUCUCAGUGACAGUAAUGGUAACAGCAGUAGCUGGAGCAGUCUGGGCUUGGAAGGAGAUAUGUACGAAGAAAAUGUAUCGUUUCCUACAUCUGACAGUGAUGGAACAGAAGAUAAAGGUGAAGGUUUGAACAUUAAUUCAGAAGUAAUUGGACAGCAUUGCAAGGCUUUACUUAUCAGAAACAUUGAUGUGGGGCCAUGCAGAAUCGACUCACAGCUCAGGACAACUUUACAAUGGAUUGUUGCUUCAGAGUCUGGAAUUUCUGAAAUACACUUUCAUGAAACUGCCCGAAAAGAGUUAUUGGAUCUUUCCAGAAGAUUGAGAGAGCGAGAAUGGAAAGUUGCUGACCUCUUACAAGCUGUUCUUCAGUACUGUGAAACCAUAGAAAAGUCAUCAAAUCUUCACAAAUCUUUGUUUAGUUGGCUCUUGGAAAAUUCAUAAAAAGCACUUUAUUUUACCAUUACUGGAAGAUAUUACAGCCACAGUUGUGAAGUUAACAAUA